This is a messenger RNA of Aphanomyces astaci, 700 nucleotides long. RefSeq lists its product as hypothetical. The record is from RefSeq and is a predicted model, not a curated record. Lineage: Eukaryota; Oomycota; Saprolegniomycetes; Saprolegniales; Verrucalvaceae. The coding region runs from base 18 to 665 and encodes 215 amino acids. The transcript has a single exon.
UCGGCGACAGCACAAGCAUGAGCACCGUGAAGGGCGUGGACGAGUUAUCUCCUGUGGGGAAACCUAGCGGCGGCAGUGGCGAGCAGCGAUGCGGUCCAUGGAGCGACGCCGAAGUCGCGUACGCGACGCGGCUGUCGGACGACUUCAAACUCGGCCUCCUUUCCGACGUCCCCAACGGCAUUCCACUUCGCAAGUGGUUGAGCGAGAAGUUGAAUUGCACGCCCAUGCGAUUGAGCAAGAAGUUUGACAAGACGUCGGGCGUGCUAGGCAUGUGCCGCUACACGUGCAACGUCAUGACGAUCGCGAGCAUGUCCGCGGAAAAGUCCAAGCGCCGCCAGGAACAGUUGGAGUCGCUCGAAGCCGCGUUCCGCCAAUCUGUGCAGGACGAGCACCUGAAACUGUCAUCAUUUGAGAUCCAGCAGACGCAUUUGCAGCACCAAGCGACGAAGAAGCGGAAAAAGUACGCGGCGGCGCUGUUGAAAUCCACCAAACGCCCUCGCCCGAUGGCCGGCGUGAAGGUAUUUGCAGGGCAGCCACAUCAGCAACGCAACACAAACAGCAGUAGCACCGUCACCCCGAACCAAACCGACCUGAGCGUGGGGUUCCUGCUCUUGGAGCUUCAAAGGGGCCAUGUAUCGCCUUCGUCCACAAGAGUAGUCGACUAAUGCUGUAAUGUCAUGUAUGUGUAUGUUGUUCCCAG